Molecule: messenger RNA, 3486 nt
Organism: Cynara cardunculus var. scolymus (artichoke)
Lineage: Eukaryota; Viridiplantae; Streptophyta; Magnoliopsida; Asterales; Asteraceae
Product: clathrin interactor EPSIN 2
Exons: 14
Coding region: 282-3236 (984 amino acids)
Biological process (GO): endocytosis
Cellular component (GO): plasma membrane; endosome; clathrin vesicle coat
Molecular function (GO): phospholipid binding; clathrin binding
Source: RefSeq, a predicted model, not a curated record
AAAAAUACAUGUAUCCCAGAAAUUCUCCCUUCAAAGGUGCGCUGUCUGCUCUCAUCUUUCUCUCUAUUCCUUCCCUGAAUUGUUGUUGACAGAGAAGCAAAAAAAAGAAGACCAAACCCUCUUUCUGUUUAGUAUCAUUUUCAUUCAAUUUUCAACACAGAAAAGAGGGAGAAAUCAAGAUACCAGCUUAUCAGAUCUGCCCCUUUUCGUUUGAUCAGCUGGGCGUAAAUAAUUUUCGGAGUGUGUGCAUCACUUGAAGAGGGUUUACGCCCUUCGUGAAAAUGAAGAAGGCGUUUGAUCAAACUUUCAGGGACAUUAAGAGAGGAGUGAAUAAGAAAGUUCUUAAAGUUCCUUCAAUAGAACAGAAGGUUCUUGAUGCAACAAGUAAUGAGCCAUGGGGUCCUCAUGGGACGCAUCUUGCCGAUAUUGCACAGGCUUCAAGAAACUACCACGAAUACCAGAUGAUCAUGUCAGUCGUUUGGAAGCGUAUCAAUGAUACUGGGAAGAACUGGCGCCAUGUGUACAAGGCUUUGACAAUUCUUGAUUAUUUGGUAGCAAAUGGGUCGGAACGUGUCAUCGAUGAUAUUAGAGAACAUGCAUACCAAAUAUCGACGUUAUCAACUUUUCAAUAUAUUGAUUCUACGGGGAGGGAUCAAGGGAGUAAUGUCAGGAAGAAGUCUCAGAGUCUUGUUGCUCUUGUGAAUGAUAAAGAAAGAAUACAAGAAGUGAGAGAGAAGGCUGCUGCCAACAGGGAGAAGUUUCGCACAUCAGGAGGUGGAAUGAACAGGCCUUAUGAUGAUGAUCGGUAUGAAGGGCGUUAUGGAAGUAGAGAUGAAGAUCAUAAUGGUUAUGGCAGAGAAAAAGAAUGGGGCGAUGACAGGUAUGGCCGUGAUGGUGGUCGUUAUGGUGAAGAUGGUUACAGGGAUGAUGAGUAUCGUGGAAGAAGUCGAAGUAUUGACGGUGAUUAUGGCCCAAGAAGUCGAAGCUCUGAUAGAGAGAGGGAACGGGCUUUUGAAGACGAUGGUCAUCAUUCUUCUAGAGGAAGCAAUGUUAGAGCUGAAGAUGGACCCCUGGAUGGAAGUCGACUUGAACCAAAAUUGUCUGAACAAAAUCUUGGGGCACCUCCAACUUACGAAGAUGCUGUGGGUGAGGGUCGCAGCCCGGUUGUUCAUAGCAAGAGGGAUGGAGAGACGGCAACAGCAUUUGCUUCUAAUCCUCAAGAAACUGUGGUUUCUAUCAAGUCUGCAGCUCCUACACCACCACCACCAGCUGCCACACCACCACCACCAGCUUCCACACCGCCACCAGCUGCCACACCGCCACCAGCUGCCACACCUCCGCCAGCUGCAAUGAAACAAGAAGAUGAAGGGUUUGACUUGUUUGAUCCCCGUGGUGCAUCCCCAGCUGCCCCACCUGCACCUGCACCUGCACCUGCACCAGCACCAGCACCAGCACCAGCACCAACACUGGGUGGUGCCGAGAUGGACUUGUUUGGUUCUCUGUCAGACUCUUUCUCUUCAGAUGCGUUGGCUCUAGUCCCAUCUACAUCUGCAACCACUGAACCUCUUGCUCCAACAAAUUCUAAUCCUGGUCAGACCUUCAUGGCUGCAUCUGGUGUCUCCAGUCAGCCGUUCGAUGAUCCGUUUGGUGAUGGUCCUUUUAGAGCUGCCCCUUCUACUGAUGGAUAUUUGGCUCAACAAUCACCAUCUCCCUUCACUGAUGAACCACCCAAUUCCGUUGCGCCAACGUCAGGGAAUAACUCGGGAUUUGGGGACACUUUUGACCAAACCAUUGAUAUUCUAGCAGAUAUACUGCCUCCAUCUGCACCGUCACAGACUGCUUUUCAAGCUCAACCUGAUCAACUUUCAACACAGACCAUUUUUUCUUCUCAAACUGGUCAACCUUCUCUACAGACCGGCUACGCACCUCAAGCUGGCCAUCCUUCUUCUCAAACAGUUUUUUCAGCACAACCCAACCAGACCACAUUUCCCUCAAGUUUUCCAGGUCAAUUUGGUCAACCUACGUUACAGCCUAGUUUUCCAUCCCAAGGUGGUCCACCUAUGCCACAUCAUGGUUUUCAACCUCCAGGUGCCCAAUCCAUAUUACAGCCAGGCUUUUCACCUCAAGGUGGUCAGCCUAUGCCACAGCCAGCUUUUCCAGCAAUAGGUGGCAACCCGCCUAUGCCACAGCCAAGUUUUCCAGCUCAAGGUGGCCAAUCUAUAUCGCAGCCUGGUUUUCUAGCUCAAGGUGGUAAUCAGUCUAUGCCCCAGCCAAGUUUUCCAGCUCAGGGUGGCCAAUCUGUGUUGCAGGCUGGUUUUCUGGCUCAAGGUGGCCAUUCUAUGUUGCAGCCUGGUUUUCCAGCUCAAGUGCCACAGCCAGGUUUUGCAGCUCAAGGUGGCCAUUCUAUGCCACAGUCAGGUUUUGCAGCUCAAGGUGGUCAAUCUGUGUUGCAGCCUGGUUUCGCACCCCAAGGUGGUCAAAGUGCAUCUAUGAUCAGUGGCUUUUCACAGGCAGGAUUUCCCAGUUCCAAUGGUCAUCCUGCUCAGCCGAAUAACUUUUAUGGGGGUUUCCAGCCUCAAGGUUCUUCAGCUUCAAAUUUUUAUCAGCAGCCACAGCCACAACCACAGCCACAGCCACAGCCACAGCCACAGCCACAGCCAGCUCUCACUGGUUCAACAGGUGCUCUAGCUGUAGUGCCUCAACAAGCAGCUAAAGAAAAGUUUGAGACCAAAUCCACAGUGUGGGCUGAUACAUUGAACAGAGGGCUUGUUAAUUUGAACAUAUCUGGAUCUAAAACAAACCCAUUAUCUGACAUUGGAAUUGACUUUGAGGCCAUAAACCGCAAGGAGAAGAGAAUGGAAAAACCAAGCAAAACCCCAGUGACUUCAAAUGUUACGAUGGGUAAGGCCAUGGGUUCAGGUACUGGAAUUGGACGUGCGGGUGCAGGUACUCUACGAGCCGCAUCGAAUCCCAUGGUGGGUUCAGGAAUGGGAAUCACAAUGGGUGCACCUGGUCCAAGGCCUGGCUUUGGAGCUGGUUAUGGAGGUGUAAACCAGCCCAUGGGAAUGAACAAUAUGCAGCAGAAUAUGGGUAUCGGAAUGAACAUUGGCCAAGGUUUUCAGAUGCAACAGCCACCCGCUGGAUUUCCUCUGGGCUCAGCCAUGCCUGCAAAUUAUAAUCCAAUGUUGGGUAGAGGUGCUGGUUAUGGUCAGCAACCAUAUGGUGGCUACAGAUAAAAAUUGCGGCCAUAGCCCAUAUGUUAUUGUGAUAUAGGAAGUAUUUUUUUGUAAUUUUCUCCAGAAAUAUGCAUUUCUUGUAAUAUUCAUUCUCUCAGAGGUUUAUUCACAUUCCAUAUAGCUUUCUGUAUACCAUGCAGGAUAACCAUUCUCUGGUUGCCUCUUUACUAUACAUUCAAAACAUUUUUGUAUCUUGUUGAUUUUUGAAACAUGUAAUGCCUAAUUGCAAACAAUAAUCACUAGGAUUCAC